AUGCGAAAUGCGGGGUUACAGUGCGGUGGCGGAUCGAUAUUUUCCCCGAUCGGGCACUUUUACCGCGUCCUUCCACCGAGCAGCAGCACCACCAACACGUCCAGUUCAGAGGAGAAGGAGGAGGCGAGCAAGGGAUGGAGAAGACGCAAGCAAGCCGUGUUUCUGUUUCUUGGUUUGCCACAGGAAGCAACGGCAGUCAGCAAUAUUCCAGUUUCACCAUCACAGCACAGCACGAGCGCCGCUGCUCCGCCCGACCCACGGUACGAGCUGCCGCGCACAGCCGCUCGCCUGUUCCGCGCUCCUUCCCCCCCCGAUGUCUCCGCGCUCUACAUCGUCCGCCUCCGCUCCGCGCCACCCGUCGCCUCGUACCGCGGCGGAUUUCCCGGCUACCCGGCAACGGCCGUCUGGGACAGCGACCCUAACGGCAACGCGACAGACGCGACAGCAGACGACGCCGCCGCCGGUUCCAGUGCCGUUGGUACCGCUUCUGUUUCCUCCUCCUCCUCCACCGCUGGUGCGGCUACUACCAACGGUUUAGGAUGGCUUGGCCGUCGACCGCGGCGGCCGCGGGUGAACGUGAGGGCGCCGGGCGUGAGGGCGUUCAAGCAGCUGCUGCAGCGCAUGCAGCAGGCCGUGCUGAGAGACAGCGGGGUGGCCGCGGGGAAGAUGGUUUACAGCUACAAGCACGCGUCGAACGGCUUCUCAGCAACCCUCACGCCAGCGCAGGUGCAGCGCAUGAGGCGCCACCCAUCUGUGGCGUCCGUGACGCAGGCACGUGUGCUGCGCCCCGCCACCACCGACUCGUACAAGUUCCUCGGCCUGCCCGGGUCGCUCUGGGCCGACGCGGGCGGGCCCAGCAGCGCAGGCGAGGGCACUGUAAUCGGCAUCGUGGAUACCGGCAUAUGGCCCGAACACGCUUCGUUCGAUGACACGGGCUACAGCAGCACGCUCCCUGCUGGAUGGUCAGGCACGUGUCCCACGACAAGCGACUUCGCAUGCAACAACAAGAUCAUCGGAGGGGGCAUCUUCCACGCGGGGUUUGAGAGCGGCGGCACCACCAUCGACCUCUCGGGUGACUGGAAGUCGCCGCGCGAUGCUGCCGGCCACGGCACGUGGUGUGCGGGGGCGGCAGCAGGCAACAACAACGUGCCAAUCCCCAACAUCGGCACGGCCAGCGGCAUGGCGCCAGGGGCGCGCCUGGCCAUCUACAAGGUCUUCUGGCAGACCAACGGAUAUAUGUACGCCACCAGCCCAGACAUCUUCUCAGCCGUUGAUCAGGCUGUCGCCGACGGUGUGGAUGUGCUGAGCCUGUCGCUGGGCGGAGCCAGUUCCACCGACACCUACUUUGACGACGUGCCCUUCAUCAGCGUCCAUGCCGCGGGGGUGUUUGUGGCCUUUGCAGCGGGCAAUGAGGGCCGCCCAUCAGCAUCCGCAGCCACGGGCUAUCGCACGCUCUGCAACUUCUCUCCCUACUACAUGACUGUGGGCGCCAGCACCAUCAGCCGCAACGGAGCAUCCAUCUCCUCCACAAAGGCAUUAACAUCAACAACAGCAUCCCUUGAGCCUCCAUCCAACACCACAGCCCCCACAGCCCUCGCAGCAGCCAGCACGGUGUCAACCCUCAACGGGGUGCGCAUCCCAGCCAGCAUGUCCCCAGCAGCCACCGCCGCCCCGGUAGUCGCCUACUUCUCCUCCACCGGUCCGCUCGCCAAGCCCUCAGCCGCCACACCAGCAGCCUACCCCUCCAACACCAUCCUCAAACCCGACAUCAUCGCCCCGGGGGUCCAGCUCUACGCCGCCUUUCCCGGCAGGACUGUGGGCUCUAAGGGAGGGUUUGAAGCGCUGUCAGGGACGUCAAUGGCCACACCGCACAUCGCUGGCAUUGCUGCUCUCAUCAUCCAGCAGCAUCCUGAUUGGACGCCCUCGCAGAUCAUGUCGGCAAUGAUGACUACAGCAAGGACUACUAAUACCGGUAACGGGGCGAUUAAAAACGAGUAUGGGGCUGCUGCAUCGCCAUGGGAGAUUGGAGCGGGGCAUGUGGUGCCAGCUAUGGUGGUUAACCCUGGGUUAACCUAUGAUGCCGGGGAGCAGGACUUCAAGAACUUUCUCGCUGGGCAGAACUAUAACCGGGCAAAGGGUGAAUUUGGCACGGCUUCCCUCAGAGCUCUCUCCGCGAAGAAUCUGAAUCGGCCAGCUAUCUCGCUGCCCAAAGUGCACAACAAGGCUUCGGUUACACGGACUGUAACAAAUGUUGCGGAUACCACGUCAACGUACACAGUGAGGAUCAAGAAACCUGCUGGAGUGAAGGUGAAAGUGUCGCCAUCAAGCUUCACUAUUGCACCCGGGCAACGAAAGACGUACAAGGUGACCGUGGUGGUGAAGUGGGCUUCACAGUCCUUCAAGUUCGGCAGCCUCACGUGGGUGGACAACAAAGGGCACUCCGUGCGGUCCGUGCUGGCCGUGCAGCCGAGUAGUGCAUGCUGGUUUGGCUGCUAA
Molecule: messenger RNA, 2496 nt
Organism: Closterium sp. NIES-65
Lineage: Eukaryota; Viridiplantae; Streptophyta; Zygnematophyceae; Desmidiales; Closteriaceae
Source: the annotation of a GenBank genome assembly